Molecule: messenger RNA, 1170 nt
Organism: Prosopis cineraria
Lineage: Eukaryota; Viridiplantae; Streptophyta; Magnoliopsida; Fabales; Fabaceae
Product: WAT1-related protein At1g25270-like
Exons: 7
Coding region: 1-1170 (389 amino acids)
Cellular component (GO): plasma membrane
Molecular function (GO): transmembrane transporter activity
Source: RefSeq, a predicted model, not a curated record
AUGGUGGAUGUGUGGAAUGUGGUGGUUGGGUUGAAGCCCGCGAUGUUGAUGGUGGUGCUUCAGAUAACAUUCGCCGGCGUCAAUGUGCUGUACAAGAUCGCGGUCAGCGAUGGCAUGAACCUGAGAGUCGUCAUUGCUUAUCGAUUUAUCUUCGCCACUGCUUUCAUUGCACCUCUUGCUCUCGUUCUGGAAAGGAACAAGAGACCAAAGAUGACUUGGAGCAUACUGUUUCAGGCAUCUCUAUGCGGGUUAAUUGGAGGAGCAGUGUCACAAAACCUAUACUUGGAGUCAUUGGCUUUAACAUCAGCAACGUUUGCUUCGGCCAUGGCCAAUCUUACUCCAGCUAUCACGUUCUUGAUGGCCGUCUUCUUCCGUUUGGAAAGAUUUAAUUUAGGUACAACAGCAGGAAAAGCCAAGAUUAUUGGAACAUUAAUAGCAAUAAGUGGGGCUAUGAUUCUGACAUUUUUCAAAGGUAUAAAUAUAAAUUCAGGCUCCAUCCACAUCACCUUGUUGCAUCAUCAUAACAUACAUGUGGCAUCACCACAAUCCUACUCCAAUGGUAAUAAGGCUCUCUUGGUGGGCACACUUUGUUCUCUAGGAAGCAGCUUCAGUUAUGCUCUAUGGCUCAUCAUUCAGACAAAGAUAAGCAAGAGUUACCCAUGUCAUUAUUCAAGCAUAGCUUUGAUGAGUGUCAUAGGGUCAAUCACAUCUAUUGCUUUUGCUCUUUGUCUUGAGAGAGAUUGGACUCAAUGGAAAUUGGGUUGGAAUGUCAGACUUCUCACUACUGCCUACUCGGGAAUAGUUGUGUCUGGAAUAAUGGUAGUGGUGAUGGCAUGGUGUGUAGACAUAAAAGGCCCACUUUAUGUAUCUGCUUUCAAUCCUCUUAUGCUUGUCUUUGUGGCCUUAGUCGGUUUUUCCAUGUUGGACGAGAAGCUAUAUCUUGGAAGCAUAAUUGGUGGGUUGUUGAUAGUGUGUGGUGUGUAUGCGGUUCUAUGGGGAAAAGACAAGGAGAUAAAUCCAAUUGUUCCUUCACGAAGCCUUCACGAAAUCACAGUGAGAUCUGCUGCAGAAGAAAAACGUAACCCUCAUAAUAACCAUCGUGAGGUUGAGUUUGUUAGGGAUUACCAUCAUUCUUCAAAAAAUACAAGUGAAGUAGUGCGAGAUAUAUAG